AUGGAAAAUAAUUCACCCGACCCAUCAACGAAUGAGGCAGCCCUUGACCGCGAUCUUAAAAGGGAAGCUGCAGAUCGUCGCGCUGUCACCGCGGGCCUCACCGACCCAACCACUGCUAGGACGCUGCAGGCAGCUGGAGACUACGCAGUCUCCAAGAGAAAACAAAACAAGGCAGAGGCCCAAAAAAGGGCAGAGAAGCUACAGGAGGAGAUGGAGUCCGCGAGCAAGAAGUCUUCGCUUUUAGGAGCGGCUCCAUCUCCUCCCGUAGCUCCUCUACUCUUUUUUGGGCCUCUGCCAACCCCACCGAUAGGGACUCGUCGCGCUUCCUGUUACACUUCGACCGGGGCUGGAGGAUGA
Molecule: messenger RNA, 357 nt
Organism: Venustampulla echinocandica
Lineage: Eukaryota; Fungi; Ascomycota; Leotiomycetes; Helotiales; Pleuroascaceae
Exons: 3
Coding region: 1-357 (118 amino acids)
Source: RefSeq, a predicted model, not a curated record